GUUUCCACUAUCGGUUCUAUCUUUAAAGUUAAUCAUUUGAUUGUGUAGAUAAUUUUCGAAAAUAAUUCAGAUAAAUCAAUAUGAUCAAAAUCGAUAAAAUGUUCAUGGAUAGAUUUAUCGAUUAACAUUUCCAUUUUAUGUCCUUUUUUACAAAAAAAAAUUCCAGAAGUGAUAGUAAGUUACAAUCUUCAGUUAGCUCAAUUCAAUCAAAAGUUGAAGAUGAAAAUUCCAUUGAACCAGAAAUGUUCAUAGAAUACCCAUCAAUCAAGGAAGAAACAUUGGCAUUUUGUGAAUUUAUUAAGAAUUUGGAUGGUUCAUCAAUCGACAAUCCGGAACCGACAACACUAGCAAGUUUAUUUGCUGGAACACAUGAAGCUCAACCCCCAGUAUCAACACCAAUUAAUGUUGUUGAAUUGAUUAAUUUACCAUAUGAAUUAAGACAUUCUAUUAAAGAACCACCAAAAUUACUCUGCGAUAAGCAUUCUUUGACUGAUUCAGAGAGUUUACCGCGUAUAACUAAGUCAAAUGCGGCUAAAAGGCAAGAAAAGAAUUUUGAAAGAUUACAUUAUGGCGCAUGGUAUAUUCCACCGAAACAAUGGAAAGUUAUCAAAGAUAAUGGUGCGAACACGAUAUACAAUAAAAGUGAAUUUGAAAAUGUUAAAACCCAAUCAUAUAAGGGACAAGUAGAAAGCUUAAAUGGGAAAAUGAAAGAGACACAUGGAUACGAUGCCUUUUUGGAAUUUAUACAGAAUAAAAAUAAACGUAUACCUAAGUUUAUGAAAUUGCAAUAAAGUAACCUGAAAAUUGUAAAUCGGUCGAAAAUCGUUUGUUUAGUUGGAAUUCUCUCAAUUUUCGAAACUGACCUAGUGUUUUUCAGCUUUAUUACUGAGAAGACCAAUGUUCAGAGCUUCCUUUCUAAUAAAGACAAACACUAUGUAUUCAAAACACUAACUUUUGUCAUCAAUUAAUCUAUCGGUUUUCUUAAAAGGCCUAAACCAAAAUUCCUACUUAACGUAGUUAUAAUAUAAUAUUCAGAAAU
Molecule: messenger RNA, 1039 nt
Organism: Schistosoma margrebowiei
Lineage: Eukaryota; Metazoa; Platyhelminthes; Trematoda; Strigeidida; Schistosomatidae
Source: the annotation of a GenBank genome assembly